AUGGCCACGCAGGUCGCGCUGAAGCAGGUGUCAAAGGUGGUGACCACCUCCUUCCUCGACCUCUCCCACUUGGGCGAGGCUGGAUGGGCCGAGCCGAUCACGUGGGCCGCCUUUGUGCUGCUGCCCUGCUCGGCGCCGCUGCAGCUGUGGCUCCUGAACAAGGCCCUCGCGGGCGCAAAGGUGUCCUACUCCGUGCCCGCGUACCAGUCGCUCCUCAUCGUCAUGAACCUGCUCGCCGCCGGCAUCUUUUACGACGAGUUCACCUGCCACCCCGAGGUGGUGCCAUUCGUCGCCGGGGGCAUUCUCGCCGUGAUCGCCGGACUCGGCGUGGUUGACCUCUCUCCCUCAAAGGCACGCGUUCUCUCCCUCACCAACCGCGACGCCGAGGGAGAGGCGAACCGCGACCAGCGCAGCACUCUCCUCACCGACGAGCUGGUCGCCUCUUCUACGCCAGGCCGGCUGGCACCCGAGCGCAGCGACAGCGACGAGCCCCCGUCGCUGCCCGCCCCGCCUGGACAAGCCUGCGUGGGGGCUGCCUCCACCGCUCCGCCUUUGCCGUCUCAUGUGCCAGUAGGGGUGGAGGUCCGCAGCGGCGAGGAGGGCGCUGGCGAAGAGCGACUCUCGCAUCCUCCCCAUGUCACCGCCGAAAAGGCGCGCGCGUCGAUGCGGCAGAUGGCCUCGGACCUCGAGGCCGCCUUUGAGGGCGAGGGGGAGGAGGAGGCUCGACGACCGGGCACGCCAGUGUGCGGUCACACAUCAAGCAUCCGCUCCUCCGUCGAUUCGCUCUCUCUCGAAGCGGCCGAGGUGUAGCGGCGCACGCGCGGCGGCGAGCGGUCUCGAAUGCACCGUAAACCAUCGGGGCGACAGGGGCGCAUCGGGGCGACAGGGGCGUGUUGCAGCUGCCAGCAGGUUGGCACGUGGGGCAGGGUAGCACGAGGGGCACGACGCACACGCUCACUUGGGCUGGGGGGCAGACGUACACGAGGUUGAACGGAAGUAGCCGCAUCCAAGUACGGAACCACACGCCCCCCCCGCAUCGCAGUCGGGUCAUUGUGUCUCGGCGCAGUCGUUUGUCUACUCAUAUGCAGCGUGUAUGUACUUGUACACAGUGAAACACGCAGAGAGAGUAU
Messenger RNA from Emiliania huxleyi CCMP1516, 1130 nucleotides. RefSeq lists its product as hypothetical. NCBI's taxonomy places the organism in Eukaryota, Haptophyta, Isochrysidales, Noelaerhabdaceae. The record is from RefSeq and is a predicted model, not a curated record. The transcript has 2 exons. Bases 1 to 810 code for a protein of 269 amino acids.